ACCAAAGUUCAUUGGGAGUAUAUUUAAUUAUUUGGUUAAAUCAAAAUUAAUCUUAAAUUCCUCACAACUCUCGUACCUCAAAAAAAAACAAGAGAGUUUUGGGUUUACCAUCUUUUUCCUUUCCUCUUCUGAUUGAUUCAGUUUAUAACUGCUAUUUUUGUUCGUUGUAAUUAUGAUUGAAGAUAUAAGAGUGAAGUUGUACCUCAUCAAACCAAGGACUCCAGGUGUUGGCAUCGUUGAAGAUCUACAAACACGAUUGGAAUCAAUCGUUUCAGCUCUUAAACUCUUUCCUUCGAAUAUUAGAAAGGUGUCGUGGUCACCUAAUACUCUACUUUCACUUUUUAUUGGAUGGGGUCUCGGUAAGCAAUAACGCCCACUCAAUUAUCCUUAUUUUUUCUUCCUUUUUUUUUUUGGCUAUAUCUACAUUCUUGUCUAAUUUUAAUCUUAAACUCAAUCUUAGAAGGAGUAUAAAAUUGUUGAAACAAC
Messenger RNA from Rubroshorea leprosula, 486 nucleotides. The record is from the annotation of a GenBank genome assembly. Lineage: Eukaryota; Viridiplantae; Streptophyta; Magnoliopsida; Malvales; Dipterocarpaceae.